AAAAGUAAAAGCUGACGGCCGGGCAGAGGACAAAACCACGCGGACUCCGCUAAUAUUUUCGUCGCCCCUGGUCGAUCAUACACGAUACGCACGGCUGCGUCUGAGGAACAAACCAAGAGAAGGGAGAAGAGGAGAGCACCGGUGAGGGAUCCAUGGCCGGGAGGUCGAGGUACGACAACCCCUUCGAGGAGGGCGGCGCCGACGAGGUCAACCCUUUCGCGGACCAAGCUAAAAGAGGAGUGUCCGCUGAUCAGUCCAGCUAUUCCGGAGGUGCAUUCUACACAACGCAAUCGCGCGCUGCUCCUCCGAGCACACGCCUUUCGCCUCUUCCUCCUGAGCCAGCUGACUUCUACAAUGACUUUGCUACCCCAGUGGAUAUCCCCAUGGACACAAGCAAGGACAUGAAGACAAGGGAGAAGGAGCUUCUGGCCAAGGAGGCCGAGUUAAACAGGCGUGAGAAGGAAAUCAAAAGACGAGAAGAGGCUGCAGCACGAGCUGGCAUUGUAUUGGAAGAGAAAAACUGGCCUCCGUUUUUCCCCAUCAUUCAUCAUGAUAUUGGCAAUGAGAUACCUGUCCAUUUGCAAAGAACACAAUAUGUCGCCUUUGCGUCACUCUUAGGAUUGAUCCUGUGCCUGUUUUGGAACAUCAUCUGUGUUACUGCUGCUUGGAUAAAAGGGGAAGGUCCUAAGAUAUGGUUUCUUGCAAUCAUAUACUUUAUUCUCGGAUGCCCAGGUGCCUACUACCUUUGGUACCGGCCACUGUACCGUGCCAUGAGGAAUGAGAGUGCUCUGAAAUUUGGAUGGUUUUUCCUGUUCUACUUGGUCCAUAUCGCUUUCUGCGUGUACGCAGCUAUUUCUCCUUCAAUUCUCUUUGUGGGAAAAUCGUUAACAGGGAUUUUUCCAGCAAUCAGCUUGAUAGGCAACAGUGUCAUUGUUGGGAUCUUCUACUUUAUUGGCUUUGCAUUGUUCUGCCUGGAGUCUUUGCUGAGCAUGUGGGUCAUUCAGCGUGUUUACUUGUACUUCCGGGGCAGUGGGAAAGAAGCGGAGAUGAAGCGGGAGGCGGCACGCAGCGCAGCAAGAGCAGCAUUUUGACACACUGCAUGAGUACACACACACACACACACAUAUAUAUAUAUAUAUAUGUAUGUAUGUAUGUAUGUAUGUAUGUAUGUAUAUAUAUAUGUGUAUGUAUGUAUGUAUAUAUAUAUAUAUAUGUAUGUAUGUAUGUAUGUAUGUAUGUAUAUAUAUACUGUGCACACCUUAAAUAUUGAAGUGCUUGUAAAUCAACAGACAUGUAGAAUUGUCGUUAUACGUAGAAUUGGGUUGAUGUGCUGUAGUUCUUCAGAAUUUUUUCUAACUUUCAGCUGAGUUUUGAGCCCUUAAGAUUGAACCAUCCUGUCAGUAUUAAUAUGGAGUAUGAUGUGUAAGCCUGGGUGGUUUGUUUCAUAUGUGCGAUUGCUCUGUCCCGUCUUCUCAAUUAUUUUUCUUAGCAUUU
Molecule: messenger RNA, 1494 nt
Organism: Phragmites australis (common reed)
Lineage: Eukaryota; Viridiplantae; Streptophyta; Magnoliopsida; Poales; Poaceae
Product: secretory carrier-associated membrane protein 4
Exons: 14
Coding region: 153-1091 (312 amino acids)
Biological process (GO): protein transport
Cellular component (GO): recycling endosome membrane; trans-Golgi network membrane
Source: RefSeq, a predicted model, not a curated record